AUGCCUUCAGGACAGGGAGCCGGUACCAACCCCAUUCACAACAAGAAGCCCAAGAAGAAGCCCGCCCAGGACCUCGACGAAGAGGACGUUGCCUUCAAGGCCAAGCAGAUGGCUGACAAGAAGGCUCGCGAGGAAAUGGCCGGUAAGGCCAAGGGCAAGGGCCCCAUGAACACCGGGCAGCAGGGCAUCAAGAAGUCUGGCAAGAAAUGA
This is a messenger RNA of Ascochyta rabiei, 210 nucleotides long. RefSeq lists its product as uncharacterized. The transcript has 3 exons. The record is from RefSeq and is a predicted model, not a curated record. Lineage: Eukaryota; Fungi; Ascomycota; Dothideomycetes; Pleosporales; Didymellaceae. The coding region runs from base 1 to 210 and encodes 69 amino acids.